AUGCUGCCUCAUCACACGCACCAAGAUGGUGGAAUUGCAGACGCGGGAACAGAGUUUUCCUUAGAACAGGAUCCAGUCGCUCCUCAGCUUUCGCGAUCAGCUCAGAGGAGCACGACUUCACCAUCAGGAUCCAAGAUCCCUCGUUUUUUUCGGCUAUCUAAUGGCGCCAAGAAAAGUCAAUCAUCGAACCCCCCCGAUGAUGUUGCGACGGAUACGAAUUAUUCCACAGAAGGGAAAAGUCAUCCGGUUCCAAAAGCAAAAAGGACCGUACAGGUAAAGCGUGGCAAUAAGCUACUCCGCCUGUUUGGAGUUGAACGUACUUCUGUUCAUGAUCUUCAAGUUAUAACAGUCGACGAGUUCCCUGAUGGCGAGGCUGAGACCCAGUACGAGAAAUACAUCGACUAUCUUCGCAAUGCGCCUCCAGAGAAAAAUCCCUUGGGUCAUUUCCGUAAGAUCAGCAGAAUGCUGAUGCCCCAGCGCGCGUUGGCCUCUAAAAUGGGUAGAGAAAGUCAGGAUCUCCCUGUCCCUUUCAUUCAAUUCACAGGACUGUACGACGAGGGAGAGGUGAUGUUUUUGCAUGCGGCAUUGUUUCGCCAGAUCGGAUUCCUGGCAGACGAGGGCAUCGAGGUUGAGACACUGAACGCCAAUCCAGGCACUCUUUGCGGUGCACUAGUCGCGAUCGGUACGGGGAAUAACCGCCGAAUCAGUACUAUCGGCGGCGUUAUCGAAAGCAGCGAUGAGUAUUUGGCUCUCACCACCAGCCACCGUUCUAAUGACACAGUUGAUGCCUCAUCUCGGAUCAAGAGCUUCUUCUCUAUGCUCGACGUCAAACUUGAUGAAGGCGAAUACGGGGAUGAUAUUCCUCCGCCGCUCGUGGUAGACACGGUCUCUACCCACCAAAGACCAACUGAGCAACUACUGGAUGACAAGGCUGCCGCUAGUACGGCUUCUGAUAGAUCUGAUGCUGGUCCCCUAGGCAAAGUACUACACAUUGGAACUGAUUGGUCCUUGUUGCGAUUGGCCGAUCAGCUCGUUCCGCCAAACUGCAUUGAUGAGAGACUAGUGACGCUGGGUGAACAGCCUCUCGAGGACAUUCUGAAUGACGUGGUCUUCUUGAGCCGAGCGGCUUCGGAGCCAGAGGCCUGCGAAGUUCUUGUUUGUGGAGGGCGAGGCGGAUUGAACAAGCUUGACCUCACAAAGAGACCGGUCGAUUUGAUGCUCCCUUCAGGGGUUUGGAUACGGCCUUGGAAAGCAAAACAUAAGCCCGCCUUGGGAUGCAAACUACAACGAGGAGAUUCCGGUGCUUGGGUCGUGAAUAUCAACAACCGCACCGCCUAUGGCCAUAUCAUGGCUGUCACGUCAGAUGACGUAUUGAUACAACCUCUUGUGGAUAUCUUCCAGGAUAUUCAGAAUCAGAAGAAACUGGAAGUCAAGAUAGCAUCGCCGUUUGGGCAGCUAGCAAAUCUUGCCAAGCACUACUAUUUCAGUGACGAACAUCACCUGGCAGUUAGUCUUGCGCGAAAAGCUUUGGAUCCAGUAGUGAUAUCUCAGUCAACUGAGGGACUACAAGUAACAGCCAUGCUACAGGGCUUUAUGAAGCAUACCGACAAAGGGAACAAGUUCCUACCGAAGUAUUCCAGAAACCAUCUCGCCGACUUCCUUACAAAUCUAAUAAUGUGUACCGGGCGAAACAUUGACCUCAUUCGCUCCCCUACAUGGACCGAUGAUUGGACAGCUAUGUUUGGUACUCCGAUGAGUAUGAUAGAACAUGUCAACUAUCUGAAAGGAGCUGGAGGCCUGCCGACACUUGAUGAAAUUGAGGCGGCGUCAGGUCGGAAGACGGUUUCAGAUCAGGAUCCUCCGAGCACACAUUCCCGAGUCAGGGGCGUAACGGCUCAAAGACACCGCGAGAACCGAGCUUCAAGGGCCCAGAAGAAAAUUAUAAAGCAAGCAUAUGAUUGGGUGUCGAGGCUUUUCAGCCACUCCGAAAUGCAAUUCACAAUGGUCGGACUACCAGGUUGCGGUAAAUCAGAUCUUCUCCGUGGCAUCACACACCAUGAUUCAGCCACGGCCUCAAUGUCCACCGUCGGGUUCAGCACCACACGUAUACAACGAAACGGGGUCAUCGCGAAGAUCUGGGAUCUUAGUGAAGAUGUUGAGUGGCGGCUGAACUGGGGAAAAUACUCUCGAGGAGUCGACGGUGUCAUGUUUGUAGUGGACACAGGAGAUACAGAGCUUUUACCUCACGUUCGUCGACAGAUUCUCAUGCUAAUGAGUCAGCCUACCCUUUCUGGGGUUUCACUUAUAGUAUUCGGGAAUAAUUGUAGUAAUCAGAGGGGAUUAACGAUAGAGGAGUUGAGAAAGAAGUUGGAGUUAGAGCAGAUAAUGAAUGGUCGACGUGUUGAUUUCUGGGUUGGUGAUAGAGCGAAUUUUGAUGAGUUUCUCGACUUCUUGGUUAAGUGGAGGAAUGAAUAA
This is a messenger RNA of Fusarium oxysporum Fo47, 2475 nucleotides long. Its product is annotated as ADP-ribosylation factor family-domain-containing protein. Gene Ontology annotation, molecular function: GTP binding; GTPase activity. The transcript has 3 exons. The coding region runs from base 1 to 2475 and encodes 824 amino acids. Lineage: Eukaryota; Fungi; Ascomycota; Sordariomycetes; Hypocreales; Nectriaceae. The record is from RefSeq and is a predicted model, not a curated record. Gene Ontology annotation, cellular component: lysosomal membrane.